AUGAAGUUCUUCGCCCCCGCCCUCGUCUCGGCCCUGUUUGCAUCCUUGGCCUCGCCUGUUCUGGCCGAGGCGCAGGAGCCAAAGCUGGUCGAGCGCGCUCAGGAGCAGAUGAUCAAGACGGCCAACUGGCACGCCUUCGGUACCUUUUCGUUGAACGUCGACGCAGUCUACGGCAUUCGCCUCUUUCAUUUGACGGCCAACGAGAACGACAUGAACCACAUCUGGCAGCUCGUCGAGCGGGACGGCAACGACUGGAAGCCCGUCACGGGAGAGAUGGCCUCGGGCUACAGCUACACGACCGCCUACGACAGCCACGAGCUCCAAGUGUGGAACGAGCUCAACUCGCCCCUCCUCGACCUCCAAAAGUACUGCAUUUUGUUCACGUACCAUAGCGCAACUACCCCUCUCGCCAUCGACCACGUGCUGCAACGCCCGGUCAGCUGA
Messenger RNA from Pseudozyma flocculosa PF-1, 444 nucleotides. RefSeq lists its product as uncharacterized. The transcript is spliced from 2 exons. Lineage: Eukaryota; Fungi; Basidiomycota; Ustilaginomycetes; Ustilaginales; Ustilaginaceae. Bases 1 to 444 code for a protein of 147 amino acids. The record is from RefSeq and is a predicted model, not a curated record.